Molecule: messenger RNA, 2963 nt
Organism: Rhineura floridana
Lineage: Eukaryota; Metazoa; Chordata; Lepidosauria; Squamata; Rhineuridae
Gene: CSRNP3
Product: cysteine and serine rich nuclear protein 3
Exons: 6
Coding region: 138-2057 (639 amino acids)
Biological process (GO): regulation of transcription by RNA polymerase II
Cellular component (GO): nucleus
Molecular function (GO): DNA-binding transcription factor activity, RNA polymerase II-specific; sequence-specific DNA binding
Source: RefSeq, a predicted model, not a curated record
AUGCCAGGAUGUCUUGUCUCUGAUUGGCUGACCAGUGCUCAAUGGCUGGUGGAAGAAGGAGCAAACCUUUCAGUCUGCUUUGGUGGAGCUGAAAUAACAGAAUCCCGAUCACAGGUACAUGUGACAAUGCUAAAGCUAUGAGUGGAAUUUUAAUGAGGAAGUUUGAAGAAGUGGGCGGCUCCUCAGUCUUCUCUGUGUGGGAAUCGGAUGAUGAAGUUUCUAACGGCAAAAGCGCUGAUGAUGGUGAUAGUGUCAAUCUGUCCACUUCAAAUCAUUUUAUUCGUACAUGUGACAGUGCUGCAGCUAUGAGUGGAAUUUUAAAGAGGAAGUUUGAAGAAGUUGAUGGCUCCUCACCCUGCUCUUCGGUGCGGGAAUCGGAUGAUGAUGUUUCUAGCAGUGAAAGUGCUGACAGUGGUGAUAGCAUCAACCCAUCCACUUCAAAUCAUUUUACCCCAUCCUCGAUUCUGAAAAGAGAGAAACGGAAGAGGACGAAAAAUGUUCAUUUUAACUGUGUCACCGUGUACUACUUUACGAGAAGGCAAGGGUUCACGAGUGUCCCCAGCCAAGGAGGCAGCACCCUGGGCAUGUCCACACGUCACAACAGCGUGCGCCAAUACACACUGGGGGAGUUUGCAAUGGAACAAGAGAGGCUUCACCGAGAGAUGUUACGAGAGCAUCUCAGAGAGGAAAAACUGAACUCUUUAAAACUCAAGAUGACUAAGAAUGGCACCGUGGAGUCAGAGGAAGCAAACAUUUUGACCCUGGAUGACAUUUCUGAUGAUGAUAUAGAUCUGGACAACACAGAAGUAGAUGAAUACUUCUUUCUACAACCUCUGUCCACAAAAAAGCGAAGGGCACUCCUGCGAGCCUCUGGAGUCAAGAAGAUUGACGUGGAAGAAAAACACGAGCUGCGAGCCAUCCGCCUUUCGAGGGAAGACUGUGGCUGUGACUGUCGAGUCUUUUGUGACCCAGAAACGUGCACUUGCAGCCUUGCAGGCAUAAAAUGUCAGGUGGAUCGAAUGUCUUUCCCGUGUGGUUGCACUAAAGAAGGAUGUAGCAAUACAGCAGGUAGAAUUGAAUUUAACCCCAUCCGUGUCCGGACUCACUUUUUGCACACUAUAAUGAAACUUGAAUUGGAGAAAAGCAGAGAGCAGCAAGUCCCCGCACUGAACGGUUGCCACAGUGAGAUAGGCGCUCAUAGCAGCUCAAUGGGCCCCACAACCCACCCGCUGGAAUAUUCCGUUCCAGACAACUUUGAAAUUGAAGCAGAAUCUCGGGGUAGCAUCAUGCACUUGCAGUCGGCUGAUGACUUGGACUGCCCAGGGGAGGAGGAAGAAGAGGAGGAGGAGGAGGAAGAAGAUGCUAGUAGCUUUUGCAGUGGAGUUACAGAUUCGAGCACACAGAGUUUAGCACCCAGUGAAACAGAUGAAGAUGAGGAGGAGGAAGAGGAGGAGGAAGAAAAAGUAGAUGAAUUUGUGGAAGGCUUGGGUGCCCAUGCUGACAUGGUUCAAAAUCUUCCUUCGGUCCUUUGCUACUCUGACAGCACUGCCAUGCAUGAAAACCACUCAAAGGCUUCCUCCUACUACGCCAGCUCUUCAUCUCUUUAUUACCAAAUAGAGAACCACAGCCCCGGCUCUCCUAGCCAGAUGCGUGAGGCUUACUCUGAAAGGGAUACAGUUAAGAAUGGUAAUCUUUCCCUGGUGCCUUACAAUCCAGCUUCAGAACAGUUUGUUGACUACACACGGCAAUCAGAGGAAAGUUACAGCAGCUCACUUUAUCCUCCUUCCAAUCCGUCCGUCAUAGUUUGCUGCUCCUCUUCAGAGAGUGACAGCGCUGUUCCAUGUAGUAGUCUAUAUGCUGAGCAUAGGCCAAGACACUCCCAAGUGGACUUUUCCUCAUACUUGAAAGGUCCUUCUCAAGAUGGAUUUGUUUCUCCUUUGAAUGGUAGCACUCACCUCCCAGAGCAUCCUGCUGAGAAUUCCCUCAGCCUCUCAGAAAAGAGCAGACUGCAUGAAGAGUGUAUCAAAUCACCUGUCAUGGAAACUGUACCUGUUUAAAUUAUUUUAGGACUGAAUCUCAAUAUUUAACUGCACUCUAUUUUAAUUGGAUUCCCUGGAACCAGUUUUUCCCUCUUAGCAAUGGAGGUAAGGGGAUAGACUGUGGUUAACAUUUUGAAUAUUUCUUCUUCUUUCAAGCUAUACUGGCUGUGGCCGUUGCACAAAAACAGUUUGUGUAAAAAGUUAAAAUUAAAAAAGGGGGGAGGGGAAAUAAAAUUGUCUUUUGAUAGAAAUUGCCUAGGUUAAAAACAACAACACUAAAAAUAGCCACCUACCUGUCAAACUGUGUGAAGCUGAGCUUUCAAACUCAAAGCUUCUCAUCUUUAUUGUCAGGCCAGUGCAAAAUAAUGGUAAUUUUACUUUGGAAUAUUCACAUUUAGAGUACUAAAUUUUCACACAUAUUUGAAGAAGAUGGUGACUUUUUAAAUGUAGAUGUGAUUACUGUACAAAAAAACCUGAAUUGUUUGGUAAUGUAUAUUUUAUUUAUCGUAGCUUAGUACUCAUGUCUUGAUAAAAAUGAACAGCAUGUUCAUUGGAGCUGAACAUUUAAGCAGAACAGCACAGCCACUUCAAAUUUCAUAACACAAAUGGUAACUUUUGCGAUGAUGUCUGAAGCUGACACUGAGCCACAUUGUUGUAACGUGCCCAAGCUCCAUUCAUUUUUGUAAGCUAGGGGGCAGUCUGGGAAGUCCCACUGCUUGGGCAUGCCUCAUUCAUUUCAGGGACACUUGUGUGGAGCUCCUAUGGGAGCUCCUGCUCAAUCUCUAUAGAAAGGAAUUAAGGACAUGCACAAGCUCCACUUUCCAAAUUGCACGUAUCAGCAUAUAUAAUCUCUAGAAAGGUGAAAUGUAGGACAAUCCUCUGUGCGUGUGUGUUUUAAUGGCACCAACAUUCCUAAAAAAUAAA